AUGAUAUCAUUAACAAACAAUAACAACAAUAAUAAUAAUAAUAAUAAUAAUAAUAAUAAUAAUAAUAAUAAUAAUAAUAAUAGUAAAUUAAAUGAAAAAUUUAAGAUUGAAAUUGAUGAAAAUAAUUAUAAAUUUAUAGAGAAUAUUAGUAGUGGUGAAAAGUAUUAUAUUCAAAGAACAAUAUGUGAUAUUAAAACACCAUUAGUAAAAGGAUCAAUACCAUCAAGUGUUGUUUGGUUAUCAUUUCAUGAUGGAUUUAGUCAAUUAAUUGAGGCUGGUAUUAUUCCUUAUAGUGUUAAAUAUUUGUAUCUACACGACAUUAAAAAGCCAUUAAAGAUUGGUUCAAUUCCUAUUUCUGUAACUCAUUUGCAUGUUUGUGAUGGAUUUUCCCAAUCAUUAGAACCAGGUAUUAUUCCCUCAAAAGUCAGUUCUUUAAACUUAGGGGAUAUCAAACAUUCAUUAGAGAUUGGAUCAAUUCCAAAUACUGUUUUUCAUCUUUGUUUAGAAAAUAGAUUUAAUCAACCAUUAUCAAUAGGUACCAUUUCUUUGAUACCCGAAUGUAUACUAGAGUUAAGUUUAAAUAAUAUUAAAAGUGAAUUAAAGAUUGGUUCAAUUCCUAAAACAGUUAAAACAUUGAUAUUUCUUCAUAGAUUUUCUCAAUCACUAGAACCAGGUAUUAUUCCAAAUGGUGUUAAAUCAUUAAACUUUUGUUAUGAAAUUAAUUUAAAUUUACAAAUUGGGUCAAUUCCUAAUUCAGUUGAAUCCAUUUCAUUUAAUAAUGGUUUUAGCCAAUUACUCUCACCAGGUAUUAUACCAGAAAGUUUGCUGGAUCAAUUCCUAAAUCAGUCACUAAUUUAUUUCUGUAAUGGUUUUGAUCAAUUAAUAACACCAGGUAUAAUUAGUGAUGGAGUGAAAUUCUUAUAUUUAUAUGAUACUAAACAAUCAUUAGAAGUAAAUUCAAUACCAAAUUCUGUAACCUAUCUCAGUAUUUAUGAAGGAUUCAAACAUCAACUAACACCAGGAAUCAUUCCAAAUUCAAUAAAGGAAUUAACAUUAGGAAUAAUGGAUACACCACUAAUUGAAGGAUCAAUACCCAAAAAUAUACCAAAAGUUAUUUUACAAAGUAGUUUUAAUCAAUCAUUAGAUAUUUGUAAAUUAGAUAAAUCUGUAAAAAUUAUUAAAUUAAUUUAG
Messenger RNA from Dictyostelium discoideum AX4, 1191 nucleotides. RefSeq lists its product as hypothetical. The record is from RefSeq and is a predicted model, not a curated record. Bases 1 to 1191 code for a protein of 396 amino acids. The transcript has 4 exons. Lineage: Eukaryota; Evosea; Eumycetozoa; Dictyosteliales; Dictyosteliaceae.